This is a messenger RNA of Colossoma macropomum (tambaqui), 3587 nucleotides long. It is a transcript of the gene prtga, whose product is annotated as protogenin homolog a (Gallus gallus). The transcript has 19 exons. Gene Ontology annotation, molecular function: protein binding. The record is from RefSeq and is a predicted model, not a curated record. The coding region runs from base 39 to 3587 and encodes 1182 amino acids. Gene Ontology annotation, biological process: axon guidance; cell-cell adhesion. Lineage: Eukaryota; Metazoa; Chordata; Actinopteri; Characiformes; Serrasalmidae. Gene Ontology annotation, cellular component: axon; plasma membrane.
CUGUAGGCUUAGCUAGCAUGCACGGACAACUCAAAUAAAUGGCUCGUUUUAAAGGGAUUUUUUGUCAGCGUUUGCUGUUUGCAGUAUUUCUUCUGCCAAUCACAGGUGUGUUUUGUUUCAGUGAGUUAUUCUUUGUUAAGGAGCCUCGCGAUGUGACAGUCUUGCGUAAGGAUGCGGUGAUAUUGGACUGCCAGGCUCAGGGGGAGGUACCUGUUCAUAUCCGUUGGCUGAAAAACGGAUCUCCCCUGCCAGAGACGGACCGUGUCUACCCGCUUGCCAAUGGAUCGCUCUUUGUCUCAGAGGCGGAGAAUCGAAGAGGAGAGAAAUCAGACGAAGGGUCGUAUCAGUGCCUUGCUCAGAACAAAUAUGGAGCUAUCCUGAGCCAGAAAGCUCGCCUGACUAUUGCAAGCAUUUCCACAUUCACCCAGCAGCCUUCCUCUAUUGUGGUGACGGAGGGUUCUGUUGCACGCUUCACCUGCAAAAUCAGCGCCACACCCCCACCAAUCAUCACCUGGGAAUUUAACAGAGUCACCUUACCGUUGGCCACUGACAGAAUCACAGUGCUGCCCAGCGGAGUGUUGCAGAUUCAGGGAGUAGACCAAAAGGAUGCUGGGAAUUAUCGUUGUGUGGCAGCAAAUAUUGCCAACCGUCGCAGGAGUGUGGAAGCAACAUUGACUGUUACGCCAGCUCCAUCUUUCAGAAUUCCUCAGCGGCCUCACAUCAUCGCUGGGCCACAGAACAUCACAGUGUCGACGCAUGGCAGCGCACUUCUGGAAUGUGUGGCGGUGGGAAACCCUCGGCCACUGAUCUCUUGGAGUCGUGCUGAUCACAAACCCAUAGAUGUUUAUAACACAAAAGUGCUCGGCAACGGCAACCUGCUCAUCUCUGACGUCAAGCGGCAGCACGCUGGGGUGUACGUUUGCCGAGCAACAACACCCGGCACAAGAAACUACACCGUCGCAGCCGCUAAUGUAACUGUGCUUGCACCCCCGUCUCUGGUGGAAUGGCCUGAAAGUUUGACCCGACCACGUGCCGGCACUGGACGCUUUGUGUGUCAGGCUGAGGGGGUGCCGACCCCUCACAUCACCUGGCUCAAGAAUGGAGAACCUGUCCACGCUAAUGGCCGCAUCAAGAUGUACAACAGUAAACUGGUAAUAAACCAGAUUAUUCCUGAGGAUGAUGCGAUUUACCAAUGCCAGGCAGAGAACAAUCAGGGCUCAGUUCUGUCCACGGCUCGUCUGAUUGUGGUGAUGUCAGAGGACCGGCCCAGCGCCCCCCGGAAUAUCCGUGCUGACACCGUGUCCAGCUCAGCCAUCUUGCUGGCCUGGGAGAGACCCCUCUACAACGCGGACAAAGUCAUCGCCUACUCCAUCCACUACAUGAAGGCAGAAGGUCUGAACAACGAAGAGUACCAAGUUGUCAUUGGCAACGACACCACUCGUUACAUCAUUGAUGACCUGGAGCCUGCAUGGAACUACACGUUCUACGUGGUGGCGUACAUGCCUAUGGGUGCCAGCCGCAUGUCUGACCACAUCAUACAGCACACACUUGAAGAUGUUCCCGUGCGUGCUCCUGAGUUAUCUCUCACCAGCCGCAGUCCCACAGACAUCCAGGUGUCGUGGCUGCCGCUCUCACAUAAACUUAGCCGUGGUCGUAUCUCUGCGUACCGUCUGUGGUACCGGCCCAGCUCUGACGGAGCCACAACCCAGCUGGAGCUGCCUGGGGACCAAACCAAGCGCCUGCUGGAGGGCCUGCAGCCAGAUACAGUCUAUCUUCUGCGGAUCGCAGCCGCCACCAGUGUGGGUUGGUGUGAGCCAUCUGCAUGGACCUCACACCGGACCCCCAAAGCCUCCAGUGGGGAAGUUCCUCUGGCGCCAGAGCUGCAGUUGGAGCCUCUGAACUGUACAACUGUUAUUGUGCGCUGGCGUCUGGCUGUGGGCAGUUCUGUGGCCGGCCUGCAAGGAUACAGACUCUUCUACCAUGAGGAGAGCCAGCCUGAGAGUGCCCCCAUCCAGCUGCCCCCCCACCUCAACCAACACACUGUCGGAGGCUUGGAUCCCAGGAAGAAAUACCACGUCAAGCUCCUGGCCUUUAACUUCAUAGGGGAGGGUUACCAGGCUGACCGGACCAUCAGUACUCCAGGAUGUGUCUCGGUACGUGAUCGUUUGGUGCCCCCACCUCCUCCUCCCCACCACGUGUACGCACGGACAAACAGUUCCUCCUCCGUCUUCCUGCACUGGGCUCGACCCGCCUUCACCGGCGGCCAAACUGUCAACUACACGGUCCGCUGUAACCCGGUCGGCCUCCAGAACGCCUCGCUGGUGCUCUACCUACAGACGGGGGAUCAGAGUCUGCUUGUGAAGGACCUGGAGGCGAAUACUCGGUAUGAGUUUGCUGUGCGGUUGCAUGUAGACCAGCUUACAAGCCCCUGGAGCCCUGUGGUGUAUCAGAGCACUCUGCCAGAUGCUCCGUCUCUGCCCCCGGCGGGAGUUAAAGUCACUCUGAUUGAAGGAGACACGGCACUGGUGUCAUGGAAACCACCUAAUGAGCCCAGUGUUGCUGUGACACGUUACACCAUCCUGUAUGCAUCACGCAAAGCGUGGGUUGCUGGCGAGUGGCAGAUCCUUCAGAGAGAAGGGAGCAUCACCAUGGCUCUACUGGAGAAUCUGCAGCCUGGCAAUGUGUAUUUGGUGAAAGUAUCCGCCUCUAAUCAAAUGGGAGAUGGGCCUUUCUCACCUGCUGUAGAACUCACUGUUAGUUCCGAUGGCCGAACUUCUGGACACGCCUCUCACUCUCAUGGGUCCACCCAUGCCACUGUGUUUUCUGAUGGCUUUUACCAUCUGGACCAGCGGUCAGUGACGGGUAUUGUCGUAGGUGUGUGUAUUGCAUUCACGUGCAUCAUCAUCUGCGCUCUCAUCCUGGUGUGCCGAGGCAAAGCCAGGAAGUCAUGUACCAGCAAAGUCAUAAGGCAGGGAAGUCAAGGCCCACCAACUGCUACGCUCCGAGCCAAUGAAAAUCAAGCUGAGAAUGCUGAUGUCAUGGUGCCCAUGAUGAGAGAGCAUUUCAUUGAUGCAAAGGGUGGGACAGAUCUGAUCAUAAACAGUUACGGCCCCGUCAGACCCACAGCUGAGACGAAGAAGGAACAGAGAUGGAAUUUAUUUCGGAAAGAAAACAAGCAGGUAAAGAAGGUCCCUGGAACGUCUUCCAUGUAUCAGCCAGGCACCACUCUGCUGCGCUACUCUGACGAGUCACCUGGAGCAACAUCGCUACAGCAGCCGUCUUCCCUCCACGCCCUGCUGGGACCACAAGGGGGCGACUCAGAGGGCUCCCACUCCAGCGAAGGCAGCCACGAGACUGGAGACUCAGGACGCUACUCACACGACGAGACAGAGAUGACCAACCUGUCGUCGAGCGCGAGCAGUCGUCCCGCGUCCCUCAGCAAAGAGGAAAGUGGGGGUUCAGAGGGAAGUCCAGAUCAGGAGCGUGAGCCAUACCUCGCUGUUGAGCUAGAGGAGAUUACAUCGCCAUCUGCUGGCCUGGAGGAAGUGCGCGGUGAUGAAGCUUUUGUAGCUGUACUUUCCCUCUAG